Messenger RNA from Beta vulgaris subsp. vulgaris (sugar beet), 4914 nucleotides. RefSeq names its product F-box protein At3g08750-like. Gene Ontology annotation, molecular function: protein binding. NCBI's taxonomy places the organism in Eukaryota, Viridiplantae, Streptophyta, Magnoliopsida, Caryophyllales, Amaranthaceae. The coding region runs from base 3432 to 4661 and encodes 409 amino acids. The record is from RefSeq and is a predicted model, not a curated record. The transcript is spliced from 4 exons.
AGAAGUUCAUAUUCUAGGAUAUCAGACAAUUAAGCGUUUUUGGUUGGGAAUAAUAAUCUUGUUAUGAGUGAUCUCCUAUAGGAAGUUUUCCAAGUUAUACAUAAGUGAGUGUGUAUAUAUAUGUGCCGAAGAGACUUGUGUUCGCCAAUUUAUGAGGUUAAUUACUUGUCGGUCUUAAAUAUGCUUAUAGAUGACACCUUGGUCCUCGUAGCAUGAAGGUUGGGGUUUUACAAUACGUCAUGAAAAUGCUACGGGUUGUUUAAACAAAAGUUCAAAGUUGAAGCUAGCAUAAGUGUUAGAACUCUUAUUCCUAUUAUAUUAUAGAUAGAUAUUAUUAUGCGUAGUUUGCAUACCAUCAUAGCUCCGUCCUCUAGGUUGUAUAAAAACUUUUGAUGAUGAAUGAGAAAACAACACAACUUGAUCAAAUCUUAACAUGGUAUCAAGUGCCAAAGGACCAAGAACCAAAACCUAGAAUUUUUCGGAAAAAAAAAAACCAAACCAAAAACUGAAAAAUAAACCCGAAUUUUUUAAACACAAAUCUUCAUCGCGAAGAGAGGACGGAGUCAUGAUGCUAUGCAAACUAGGCAUAAUAAUAUCUGUCUAUAAUAUAAUAGAAAUAAGACAUCCACGGAAUAAAUCAGGUAAAAUACUUCACCAUCAUAUAAUGCAACCCUGUGAAGGAGUUAAAAACAUGUAAAUAAGGCACUAAACAUUAACAACAAUGCAAAAAGAUCAACAACAAGAAAUGAUACAAGGACUUAAGCCAUAGUAAAAUCUCUAUUCUAUAAGGCAACACAUGGGGGACACCAAAAAAUAGAAAAAGGAAAAAAAGAAAAAAAAUAGAGGAUAACUAACUGUUUCAUUUGAAUGAAGAAGGGGGGAAAUUAGGACAUUUAAAAUAUCAGUUUUUUUGAUAGCAUAAAAUAUAAAGACAAUUAUUCUACCCAAUUAAUUUUAUUUUCUACUUCAUAUAUUAUCAUAUGUUAUCGCAUGCAUUGCGUGCAUGUAAGACUAGUAUUGUACUUAAUUAAACUAUAUGGUGACAAGAAGAUGUCUUUUUAUACACCCCACCAAAAUCCGAAAAUUGUAACUAGUGAAUGAAGAUAGCUAACUAGUUCUGAAAGCAAAUACACAACCUCAAGUGUUUAUUUGUAUUAAUAGAACAACCAAACGUAGAGUGUUCCAAAAUAAAUCAACAACCUAUUAGGGAAAAAGGCAAGGAAUGAAGAUUAAAUUGGGGUUUGCCGUCAGAAGUUGGCGUAAUUAUAUUCCAGCAUCUAGUCGUGGCGUGGGAAAUGGGACACAGGAUUCGGACUGCUUUACAUAUUUGAUAUUACAGCAUCUUUCUUCUCUCUUCUCUCUGCUCCUCUAAUUCUCUCUCAUCUCUCUCAAUAUUGACAACACUCAAAGUCUCAAACCACCGAGCAGUAACUUCCGACGGAACGAGUGAGGACUUCGCCUAGACGCCGACCACCAUUCGCCUCCUUUAAUUCGAACUUCGAAGUUUGACUUCAUCGACCCAGCAGUAAUCCUCCAUUAAUUUGAACCAAAACUGGCUCGCUACAGAAUUGGUGUCAACUUCGCCCUUCAAGAAGAAGUAAUCACAAUUAUUGCGUUGACAUACAUGUGGAUCUCUGGGCAUGUGGUUGUGGUUAUUAGUUUUAUUCUAUUUUAUUUUUCUUAAAAUUACAGUUAGUAUUACUUGGUAAUUGGUCAAUAUAUGUAUUUAUUUUGAAUUUGUAGUAAUAUGUUAAUUGCAUGAACUAUUAGUGUACUAUUUUUUGUGGUGAAUGAAUUAUAAUUUGGUGAUUUGUUGUUGAAUUAUAAUUUUUCAGAAUCAUUAUUGAAUUUUAAUUGUGGGAAUAACUAAUAAUUUAAUUCUUUUUUAUGGGUAUAAAUGUGAUGUGAAUUGAUUAGCUCUUUAAGGUGUAUGUGCUUGUCAAUCUGUCCCAAAAUUUGAUAACACGUACAUCAUGAAAAAUUGCAUAUUUUUUUCUUAAAGUACAUUGAGUUUGUAUAUGGAUUUUGUAUCAUUUUGAACAUAUAGUAGUUAAUAUGUUUACUUUUGGUAUUAAAAUUACGCUACUUCUUACGUGAAAUCUUAGCUUGGAUCCACCACAUCUUGCUUGUGUUAUGUACAUACGUAUACUAAUAUAAACCCGUUGAUGUUAUGUCGGUGGUCUAGAGGGUUCGUCGUCCUCUCUCUCUUCGUUGGUGGAGAGAUCUUGCCGCCAUGAUGAUAAGUGCUCUGCCCAUUCGAUGGGUUGCCAUCGCCACCUUCAUCGACAUCAACCACAACCGUUGGCUUCAUUCAACUCUACCGUUGCUUGCUCUGUUUCUGCUCUAUUGUCGAUGGUAGCUAUCCUCAGCCUGUUUCUUCGAGAAAGUAGAUCUAGUUUUUUAGGUUUUAGUUUUUAAUUUCUUUUUUUGGUUUGUACAUGUACUUUAGUUUCCUAGUGUCUCUCCCUAAGAUAGGUUUCCACUAGACUCCAUUCAUUUAUUUCUUUGAAGGAAAAAGAUAUAUUUCAUCCGUUCUGUUUCAAAUGAAACGUGGGGGCUUAGCACGAGGAUUUAGGAGAGGAGAGAGGUAGAGAGAAAGAAAGAAAAAGAGGAACCCAUGUGGUGAGGAGAGAUAUAGAGAUAAAAAAAUACCUAAAAAAAGUAAAGUUUCUUUUAUUAUGAAAUGACCUAAAGUGAUGAAUGAUUCAUCUAUUUUAGAACGAAGUAGAUAUAUAAGCCCUCCUAUCGUGAUCUUAUCUCUUUGACGUGACAUAAAUUAUAGUGGUGCUAUUAUUAUAGUGAUAAAAGCCAUGUGUAACUGAUAUUAGUCGAUAAAGAAAGACCCACCUCAUCGAUGAUCGACUUAGAGUCUUGUUUGGUUAACCUUCAAAUGCAUGGGAAAUUAGAAUUCUUAGGAAGUAAAUAUAUGUGUUGUUGUUUGGUUGACAAAAACAUGGGAAAUAGAACUUCCUACGAAGUUCUAUUUCCUACAUGGAGGAAAUAACUCACCUACUCCUUCCUAGGUAAGUGGAAAUUCUCAUGGGAAAUAUAAUUUCCCAUGUUCAACCAAACAAAAAAAAUGUACCUCCUGGAAAAUAAAAUUUCAUGGGCAAUGCAAAUUCAUGGAAAGUUAUACUUCCCAACUUCAACCAAACGAGCCCUUAACAAUUCAUUAAUUAAUAAACUUCAUCUCAACCAGAUUCAGAUCUAUCUUUUUAUUCUUUUCCCCUGCUUUUAUCCCUUUCAAUUUCCACUAAGGUAUUCUUUUCCUUUUGCGUCUUAAAUUAAAUAGCUUUUUCUACAUUGUUUAUCACUUUCGCAAAUUGAGGCUUAAUUUCAGCAAAUUUUACUCAUUUGCAUUACAUUUUCGGAUACUAAUCACUAGUCACUUUUAAGCACAUCCUUUGAUCAUUCCUUCAACUUUGAACCCAAUGGCUCUCUCCUUGCAACGUUUCACUUGGGCAUAUAACGACAGUUUUUUCACCCAAUUGUUGAAACGAAGACUUAGAAAUGAAAAAGAGAGGUCAAUGUUAAUUGCAAUCAACAAGUUGGAUCAUUUGCCUGAAAAUCUGAUUAUUGAGAUUUUGUCAUGGCUGUCAGUGAAAGAUCUGUUACAAUACAAGAGUGUUUGCAAAUCAUGGUAUGCUAUAAUUUCAAGUCCUAAUUUCAUAUCAGAACAUCUGAAAAACUACUAUAACAACAAUGAUGAUUGGCGGGGUUGUAUCCUUGUUCAACAUUAUGUUACCCAUGCUGAACUUCAAUUGUACGAGUUGUUAGUAAACGAAACUCCUCGAGUUUUAGCUGAUGAAGUGUUGUAUAACAUUCCAUUGUAUAGUUCAUAUGUAUGUGGCCCUUGUGAUGGAAUAUAUUAUCUGUAUCAGUACGACUCUAGUGAUCGUGCCUUGUGGAAUCCGGCCAUCAAUGAGUUCAAAACCUUACCUAAAUUGAUCUGUAAGGCCGAUCUUCCGUCUAGUUUGACUUAUGCAGCUAAUGAAGUUUAUGGUUUCGGGUUAGAUCCUAUAACUAGAGACUAUAAGGUGGUUGUUAUUAAAGGUUAUUGGAGUAACAAUGAUGAAGAAACUGAUGUUAAGCAUCCUUUAUCGGUCCUUGUAUACUCAUUAAGUACUAAUUCGUGGCGAUAUUGUGGAGAUCUUGCUAAGGCUUAUGAUUUAGAAAGCAAUAAAUGUUACUUGAAUGUGAAUGGAUGUUGUUACUGGUUUGGAUCAUUUGAGUAUACUUCUGAAGUGAUUGUUUCUUUUGACAUGUCUACUGAUGAAUUUAAAGACAUUCAUGUUCCUGAUUAUGCUCAGCCAAGUUCUAAGUGUUUAGGAAUAUAUGAUGAUUGUCUUGCAUUUUUAUCACUUCAUGAGAGUGAGAAAAAUCUUGAAAUAUGGACUUGGAAUGAGGGGUCUUGGACCAAAAAAGCAACUGUGGGACCGUUUCCUGAUGUUAGGGGUCCUAUUGGUCAUUGGAAAGAUAAUAGACUCAUAUUACAAUGUGAAGAUGGUGAGCUAGUCAUACUUGAUCGAGACGCACAAGAAGUACGGGAUCUUUCGUUUCAGAAUGAAAGGUGGUGUGGAGGAGUUUUUGCAUACAUGGAAAGUUUGGUUUCGAUCAAAGAUAAGACAGAGUCACAGCAGGCCGAGGAAGUUGAAGCAUAAGAUAACCAAGCUCAAGUCUUUCCUUAUUUUCUCCACAGGCUUCCUAGUGUGUUAGUAUCUGUGCUUUUAGUGGAAUAACACCAGCCUAUAUGUUUGAGUGAGUGCUUUGGUGUGAGUAAGAGUAAUCCGAGGCUGAUGAGAUGUUAUACUAUAAUGUCCCAUUUUGUGAUAAGAACUACAAAGUCUUUUAGUUGGAUAGUCUGUAUUAUGUCAUUGACAUUGGGAUAUAAAGGAAUUUCUUAAUUGUCUUGUA